Molecule: messenger RNA, 528 nt
Organism: Closterium sp. Naga37s-1
Lineage: Eukaryota; Viridiplantae; Streptophyta; Zygnematophyceae; Desmidiales; Closteriaceae
Source: the annotation of a GenBank genome assembly
AUGGACGGCUGGGAUAACACGACCAAAUCCACGGUUCAAAAGAUCCCGCUGCUGACCGUUAAAGCAGGCCCGCGAGAUGAUCAAUGGAAGCAGCGACUCAAGGAGGAGUUUCAGGCGUUGAUCGAGUACGUGAAGAUGAACAAGGCGCGCGACAACGACUGGUUCCAGCUCGCACCUGCUAAUGCCGAGGGGACCAAGUGGAAGGGCAAAUGCUGGUACGUGUACAAUCUGAUCAAGUACGAGUUCGACCUGCAGUUUGACAUCCCCGUCACCUACCCUGCCACCGCUCCAGAGCUAGAGCUGCCAGAGCUGGAUGGCAAGACAGCCAAGAUGUACCGGGGAGGAAAGAUUUGUCUCACGAUACAUUUCAAGCCUCUGUGGGCAAAGAACAGUCCUCGGUUCGGGAUAGCCCAUGCGCUGUGCUUGGGCCUUGGGCCGUGGCUGGCAGCAGAAGUGCCGUUCCUCGUGGACUCCGGUGUGGUUCGCCCCAAAGAUGCCACAACAAUAAAGCCGCCGCCCAAUGCUUGA